AUGGAUGAGGGAUCGGAUAAGGCCCCUCGGCGCAAGAGGGUCUCCCGAGCUUGCGAUCGCUGUCGCAGCAUCGGGCCAGUCCUGCUCCUACGACCCCCCAUGCGAAGAAAACGCGGUCUCCCCGAGGGCUACGUCCGUGGUUUGGAAAAGCUGUGGGCGCUGUCGAUCUGCAACAUCGACGGCUUCGAGGAUACCAUGUUGGCCAUGCUAGGAAAUACCGCCGAGUCCACCGGUCGUCGCGAGAAGCUGAUGUCCGUGUGGUCGGACGAUAGUGCCUCCGAAAGUCUACACGAGUCUUGGAAAACGAGUCGGCUCUUCGGCGCGCUGGAGAAAAUGCUCUCUAAUUCAGAUACACCAGCCCUGGCGACCGGGAAGCGAUCGCGUAACCCGCAAGAUGAUGGGCCCGACGGUCAAUGGGGGUUCCGAGUAGCUCGCACUUCCACCCCGCUCGAUCCGGGUGCUCCGCGUGUGGUUGAGCCGUUUGCUGCAUCGCCGGGUGUGAAGCGGGCUCGAUUGUCGAAAGAGCCAGGUGGCCAGGGGAUCGCUGCCAGUCCACAUACCCUGCAGUUGCCACCUCAGACUUCGCAGCUGCUCGAUAUAUACUUUGCGGUCACGCAUUCAUGGUUUCCCGUGGUGGCCAAGCAUAACAUUCUUCGCGCUUCCUACCUUUACGCCAACGCCCCUCUCUCUAUUGCCACGGCCUCACCUGGGUCCGGCGAUCAUGCCGCCCUGUGGGCAAUCUUGAGUUAUACCAUUACUCAAUCGCGAACGCAUUCACGGGCAGGUCCCGCUGGAACGGUCGCCCUGGCAAAGGAAUACUAUGCCGUCUCGCGGAAUCUCAUUCCCACGGAGAAAGAGCGUUAUGAACCUGGCCAUAUCCAGGCAUUGCUGCUGCUGACCUUGGUGAAUAUGGGCCUUGAAGAUUGGACCGCGGCUUGGUUGUUGAGCGGCCAGGCAGUGCGCAUGGCGAUUGCCAUGGGUCUUGGAAGUGUGUCCGACAGUCGUCGGUCUGAUGAACUCAGACAAGGCAAAGCGGUCUUCUUGGGAUGCUUUGUAGUUGAUUCAUUGCUCUCUUUCCGUCUUUCAAGGAGUCCAGCCAUGCCUCCAAGCGACAUUACUGCCGUGGGCCUUUUGGAGGAGGACGGAUUAGAGGAGUGGAACUCCUGGGUGGACGUUUUACCACCCACAGGUGCUCCACAGGGCAGUAAGAACCCACCGCGCCGAGGACCACUCUUGGCCCUGAGCUGCUUCAACCGCUUGGUUGAGUUGGCGAGUGUUCUCAACAAGAUCUCUCGUCAUGUGUCUUCGGGGUACAAUAUGGCCACCUUUGCGCAGCAAUUGGUUAUGGAGCUUAAGCAGUGGGACGACUGCCUACCUCUGGGAUGCCGCCUGAUUGGACCGGAAAGCAUCUAUCCAGAACGGCAUUCAGCCUUGCUUCCCCAUCAGAGUUACCUCGGGCUGACCUAUGUGGCUACCCUGCUUUGGCUCUAUCUCCAAUUGAUCUCGGGUGAGCAGGGGUUGCACCGUUCACAGCGCCCAGCCACAGAGGGGGCCAAGAAGCUCCUCUACCGAGGGCUCUCUAUGCUCACCCAACACUUGGAGAACUUCUCCAUAUGCGGUUUUCCACCGCUUUUCGAGCUAAGCCUUCGCACAAUUGCGGAGCAAGCGUUCCGACUUCGGACUACUGCCGACUCAUCGGACACCUUCCCCUUUGCCAGGUGGACAGACGAGUUCCGACACAAAACCGCAGCUUUCGUUUCCGCAUGGCCAGCCUAUGGAUCUUUAGUUUCCGUCAUGGAAAGGUGGCAGUACUCCAAAGAUGUUGUUGGGGGGGCUAUCCACUUUUCCGGGGCAGUCGGCCGUCCGUUUUCCGGUGCACCCAUGGCCGACUCCAUGCAAUACCCGGGCGGAGCUCGCAGCCUACCCCAAAACGGCGACGGAGAUUACACUUCUUCCAUCCUUGGCAUCAGUAUGCCAGUCGAUGGGCAAUCUUUGACCCCAAAAGACACAGUAAUGGAAAACACGGAUUUAGGUAUUAUGGACGUAUCACCACAUCACCCAAGGGAAGGACGGUCUGUCCUACUAGACAAGAUCACUCCACGCAGCAGAGCAGAUUCCGCGUAUGCCGCAGCCAGCGCACAACAUCAGCAACCACAACCUCAAACUCCCGACUCGGCAGCUUCAAACCCGAUGAUACCUGGAAACAUCACUUCCGUCGGUGAUAUUGAUGCCAUCUUCAAAGACCUCGCAUACCUGGAUACAACUGAAUGGUCUACGAACCGCGAGGCCGGUCUGAAGGAUUUCGGCUUCUUGGACGAUAGUACAUUCCAGGCUUUCUGUCAUGACCCGGAUCGUUUGGGCGCAUCACAGCCACUGGUUCAUCCGCCUUCUAUAGCAGAUAUAUGGCCGCCGCCUGGAUUCUUCCCGGAGACUUUCCAGGAGGUCCCCGAGGAGUCUAUGGGCAGCUGA
This is a messenger RNA of Penicillium mononematosum, 2469 nucleotides long. Its product is annotated as putative C6 transcription factor. The transcript is spliced from 2 exons. NCBI's taxonomy places the organism in Eukaryota, Fungi, Ascomycota, Eurotiomycetes, Eurotiales, Aspergillaceae. Gene Ontology annotation, molecular function: DNA binding; DNA-binding transcription factor activity; zinc ion binding. The record is from RefSeq and is a predicted model, not a curated record. Gene Ontology annotation, biological process: positive regulation of transcription by RNA polymerase II; DNA-templated transcription. Bases 1 to 2469 code for a protein of 822 amino acids.